UAUACUGUGUAUAGUUUCGCAUUUACUUACAAGUUAUUUGAAGUUAUUAAUUUUCGAUAAUGGAGUCAAAGAAACAUGUCUUUAGCCCCAUCGAAAAAAAACAUUUUCUAGAUGUACUUAAAAAGUACAGUAACGUUAUAGAAAAUAAGGAUACAGACGGAGCUACGUUAAAGCACAAAAACGACGCUUGGAUUCGUGUUACGGCCGAAUAUAAUGCUAGCCCUCUCACUACAAAACAGGCAACAGUUAAACAACUACGGCGCUUGUGGGUUAACACAAAGCAGCGUCAAAGGGAGGCCUUGACGAAAGAACGCCAACAUAGGCUAGCUACUGGAGGAGGGCCAUCUAUCAGCGAUGCUGUCGUUGACCCUGAUGUGUCCAUGGUGGCCCCAGCUCUGAUUGUUGGAAUCGAUAAUGCGAUUGAUUCCGAUUUAGUUGAAGAGUCUUCGCAGUCGCAAACACCAGACGCCGUGGAAAUAGAGCAUUAUGUUUUAGACGAUGUUUCGCAGACAUCCGUCAUUUCCCACGAGCAAGCCACCGAAGAUCAAAUAGUACUGCCUGCCUCACCAAUCCCUUCCACAUCCCAAGUAUCCCAACCCUUCAUAACAACCAUCCCACCUGCCAUCCUACCUGCACGUUCUAACACUAGAACAGGUUUAAAAAAUAGUGUGAUAGAGCAGGAGUACAAGGAUAGAUCUGUGCGGGCCACAGAAAAACACAAUAUAGAGAUGCAGAUUUUAAAAGAACAGCUGAGGGAAGCCAAAGCAAAGGCAGACUUAGCUGAACUUAUUUUAAAAGAAAAGCAAAAUUCAACAGGUCAUACCACAAACAAUUAAUGUUUAUGCACACAUUUUUAUAAUUGUAAUAAAUGAUAGUAAUAAGUUAAUAAUUGUUUCAUUUAUCUCAAUAAUACUCAAAGUCAUGGUACAAUGUAAA
This is a messenger RNA of Helicoverpa armigera (cotton bollworm), 936 nucleotides long. RefSeq lists its product as uncharacterized. Bases 60 to 836 code for a protein of 258 amino acids. The record is from RefSeq and is a predicted model, not a curated record. NCBI's taxonomy places the organism in Eukaryota, Metazoa, Arthropoda, Insecta, Lepidoptera, Noctuidae. The transcript is spliced from 4 exons.